AUGCCGGUGGAAGAAAAGGAGAGGAAAGAACGAAGCGAUCGUAUAGUCCUACAGCCGACUCGAUAUUCUGCUGCCGGUCAUCCAUGCGAGCACUUAGUAACCUCUUUCAAUCAGUUCCUUAGUGGGAACACUGACUCUAACAACCAACACGAGCUGAACACCGUACUGGUGCAUCCUGUUGAUCUGUUCAAAUAUCAUCAAAUGUCGGAACACAUCAAGAAGAUCACUGAGGAUUUAGAAAAGCAGUCUUCCGACAAGAAGGAAUGA
Ostertagia ostertagi is the source of this 267-nucleotide messenger RNA. NCBI's taxonomy places the organism in Eukaryota, Metazoa, Nematoda, Chromadorea, Rhabditida, Trichostrongylidae. The record is from the annotation of a GenBank genome assembly.